Messenger RNA from Xenia sp. Carnegie-2017, 9080 nucleotides. Its product is annotated as protocadherin Fat 4-like. The coding region runs from base 60 to 8852 and encodes 2930 amino acids. The transcript is spliced from 32 exons. Gene Ontology annotation, molecular function: calcium ion binding. Gene Ontology annotation, cellular component: cell-cell junction; plasma membrane. NCBI's taxonomy places the organism in Eukaryota, Metazoa, Cnidaria, Anthozoa, Malacalcyonacea, Xeniidae. The record is from RefSeq and is a predicted model, not a curated record. Gene Ontology annotation, biological process: cell-cell signaling; multicellular organism development; homophilic cell-cell adhesion.
UUCUUAUAGUUGGUCACAAACCACACAGUGCAAAUUAAGUGCAACACCAAAGCUACAGUAUGAAGAAACUUCAUAUUUCGAUCCUGUUUUCGUUCCUUACAGGACUAGUUAUCUGUCAACAGAAACCAUCUAUUCUUCGUCGUAAUCAAAGAUAUCCCAACGAUGAUGAAAGUAACAUAUGCAGUCGCAUACGAGACGUCAUUCCACGCAAUUCGGGACGUUUUCGCAAAAUCCUUAUCCGAAAUACAAAGAACGAUGUCAUUUUUGUUAAUGAAGAUUGCCGGCGAAUGACCGCUCGUUGCAAAAGCAAAUUGGAUGCUGUCAUAUCUCUAGCUAAACGUGAAUGGUCAGCGCUGAAAAUUCGAGUAUUAAAAGCUUGGACGGACCGGGUUGACAUAAACGACCCAAUAUCACUGCACUAUGAAGGUCGUUCCUUGCGUCUUCAAACAUCAGACAGGGACCCUAACAAACUGAGACGACUGGCAGGCAUUGCGCUCGAAGCAGGUUUUGAUUGGGUGAAAUACUCUAGUAACGGCUACAUCCGAGCCUCUGUAAUCCCUGAUGUCUGCCAGACAUCUGUUGAUCUCGUCUUUCUACUGGAUGGAUCAGGUAGCGUCAGACGGAAAAACUUUCUCAAAGUAAAAGAUUUUGUGAAGAAAGUGUUGGAUUUCUUUAAUAUUGGUGUAACGGGAACCCAUGUUGCUGUCGUGAAGUACUCGACGAACAUAAAAACAGAAUUUCCUCUCAAUCGUUAUUACACUAAGUCCGAUAUGAAACGGGCUGUGGACAGAAUAUCCUAUGAACGCGGCUUAACCUUCACAGGCGAAGCUUUGAACCAUCUACGUCAUCACAUAUUUACCAAGUCAGCAGGCAUGCGUGCUGAUGUUGGUAUACCAAAAGUCCUGGUGCUUUUAACGGACGGUUACUCAAAUGGUAUUUCGGUUGGUCCUCCUGCUCAAAAGUUAAAGAAUUUAGGCAUAAGUAUAUUUAGUAUAGGUGUUGGCCACCGUUUUAGCUUGUCUGAACUAAAGGAAAUCUCAUCUGAUCCUGAUUCCGACUACGUUUUUAAGAGAACUUUCGACAAUCUCAUAGCGAGUUGGGUGGAUCAGCUCAGUUCAGUCUCUUGCAGUGAGGCAUCAUUGAUCGACUCGUGCAAGAAUUCAGAAACGUCUGUUGAAAGCGGUUCAUUCAAAUAUUUUCGCACGCAGUUUCAUUAUGUAACAGGAAGCACAAUAAGCGUCGAAUUACGUGAUGUUGUAGGUGUGAGUCAUUUGUAUGCUUCAAAAUCAAGCAAGAAUCCGGGACCUUUGGAUCCUGCUAGCAUAAAGAAUGAAGACAAAAAAUCGCCCAGAGCUGUUUCUGUCAGUGUGGACAGCUCAAAAACUGUGUUUGUUGCCGUGCAAGGUCAACGAAAUAAAAAUACAUUUACGCUCUCGUUUUGGGACAAUCUCUUCAAGGAAGUCACGUACAAUGUAAAGAUUGCGGAAAAUGAGCCAGCAAAAAUGAUUUCUUCUCUUGGAUUAUCCACGUCGAGAUACAAAUUAAAGUUCAAAAUAUCAGAUGGAAACACUGGAAAUGCAUUUAGAAUCGACUCAAACGUGCCUAAAUUGUACACAACAAAAGCUUUGGACAGAGAAAGCAUUUCUAUGUACUCUUUGAUUGUUGUUGCUGAAAACGAGAGAAACAAAUGUCAUAAAAGUCGUACAAAUAUCAUUGUUAAUGUACUAGACAAAAACGACCAUGCGCCAAAAUUUACUCGUAGUUUAUAUACACUGUCAGUUUUGGAAAACACCGCUGUAAAUACGGUGUUGACAACUGUCCAGGCAACCGACAAAGACUCGGGACAGAAUGGUCAAAUCACUUAUACUAUUACGUCACAAGAUUCCCUGAAUAAAUUUCGUAUCAAUAAGCGAGGAGAAGUUGUUCUCAAAGGGCAGUUGGAUUAUGAGAGCACUCAAAGAUAUACGAUACAUCUCGAAGCACGAGAUGGCAAAGGACUUAAGGAUAGUUCUAGACUAGUGGUGACUGUUCUAAACGUCAACGAAGCACCAACUUUACGUUGCAACAAUGUAAACUGUGAAUAUACAGUCAACGAAAACGUUCCCUUGGGUACCAAAUUUGCUGCACAGAUGCUGGGCUCAGACCCGGACUCAAGAACGUCAUGUAAACUAAAAUACAGUGUUCAAUCUACCGUAAAGAACAAAUUCAAUAUUCAAUCAGAUGGUGUACUAAAGACCAACGGUCCUCUAGACCGCGAGUUACAGCCGAUCUAUCGCUUUUAUGUAACUGUAACGGAUUGUGGAGGAUUAACAGAUAGUGUCCACGUGACAGUCACGUUGACGGAUGUGAACGAUAACGCUCCAUAUUUCUCCGGAAAUUACUUGGUCAAUAUACUUGAAAGCGAACAACCCGGUAGCAACGUGUUGCAAGUCACAGCAAAAGACGCGGAUGAGGGAGCUAAUGCAAGAAUAAUGUAUAGUUUAUCCGGUCCAGAAUCCACAGCGUUUUUAAUUAGCUCGAGCGAUGGUAAAAUAACAACAAGAUCAUCUUUGGAUUUUGAAAAGAAGCAAUCGUAUCAGUUUCGAGUCAUAGCAUCGGAUGGAGGACAAAAUGUUCAACGAGGUACAUCUAGGGUCACUGUGAACGUCGUUGAUGUAAAUGAUAACGAACCGGUCUUUGGUGGACCGUAUACUGUACAUGUUUCUGAAGAUGUUGCACGUGGCAAGAACGUGAUCACUGUGAAGGCAACUGAUAAAGAUUCGGGGAAACGUGGUAAAGUUCAUUAUUCCAUUAUUGAUGGAAAUAAGGACAGCGCAUUUGCCAUCGACUCCAUUUCUGGUUCAAUAAGCGUCAGUUCCGUCCUUGACAGGGAAACCAAAGCAUUGUAUAAACUCGUUAUUCAAGCAUCAGAUCAAGGCUCGCCAUCUCUCAAUUCUCGAGUGAAUGUCGUCAUAACAAUCGAUGACGUCAAUGAUAACAGACCCGUGUUUCAGGGUGAACCUUUUAAGCGAUCUGUACCAGAAAAUUAUUCUCUGACAAACGUUCUUCUACAGGUUAUUGCAGUGGAUGCUGACGCUGGAUACAAUGGGACAGUUGUGUAUAGUAUUAAGUCUUCAACGGCAGCGAAUACUUUUAGUAUUGAUGGAAAUAACGGCGAGAUAAAGCUGAAGAAAUCCCUUGACUACGAAGUAACAAAAGAUUACAGCUUUACCGUCACUGUAACAGAUGGUGGAGGACGAAAAACGGAAACAAACAUUCAAAUAACCGUCGAAGAUGUAAAUGAUAACAAACCAAUAUUUCAAAAUGCUCCUUACAAUGCUAGUGUCUUAGAAAACGCAAAUAUAGGUCACGUAAUUGGUACCGUCAUUGCCACAGACCUAGAUACAGGACCGCGCGGUCGUGUGUCUUAUUCAAUUGCAAGUGGAAAUACUGGUAACGCAUUCCGAAUCAGUGCAGUUGGAAAUGUGGUGGUCGCUUCAAAUCUAGACUAUGAAACAAAAAGUAUUUAUGUGAUCACAAUAAAAGCUCAAGACGACGGUAAAGAUCCUAAGUCAAGUACGACACAAUUCAAGAUAGACGUUACUGAUAUCAACGAUAACGCACCAAGAUUUCAACAAAAUCUUUUUUCGUUUAAAAUCGCCGAAAACAACAUUGUAAAUACCGUAGUUGGUACUAUAGAUGAAGCAAAGGAUGCUGACUCCGGUAGUAAUGGUGAGAUUGACUACUUCAUCGUAAGUGGAAACACCGAUAGGACUUUUGUAUUAAGAAAUCGUGAUCUUUUUGCUAACAAGAGUUUGGAUCGAGAACAGAAAGACUUUUAUUCGUUGAUAAUCGAAGCGAAAGAUCGGGGUCAACCAUCUCUAUCAACAAGAGUUUCGGUCGAAGUUCUUAUCCUAGAUACAAACGACAAUGCUCCAAUAUUUACUCGCGACAAUUACAGUUGUGUUAUCGAUGAAAAUGCCGCCGAAGGCUUGCGUGUUUGCGCUGUUCGAGCGACUGAUGACGACAUUGGAAACAAUGGGACGAUCGCGUAUGAACUGGUAACAAGUUCAGAUGAAUUCGCAUUAUCGCAGGGAAUUUGGAAAGCGGGGAAAUCAAAAGUGAAAUUUCAUUUGACCGAGAGAGAAACCUCAUACAUGUUGCAAGUGCAUGCUAAAGAUCUUGGCAAUCCCCAAAUGUCCUCAACUGCCAUGGUGACCAUUAAAAUUACAGAUGUGAACGACAACGCGCCGAAAUUUGACAAAGACUACAUGUUUGCGGUAUCAGAAGAUGCGUCAAGGAACGAGAAAGUUGGUAAAAUCAACGCGAGUGAUGUAGACGAGGGACAAAGUGGUUCAGUUGCGUACACUAUUAUUCAAGGAAAUAUCAAUUCUUCGUACGUACACGAGCAAGAUCUCCUUGGUCGCUUCACAAAUACAGGAGAACUAACUGUGCAGUCGUCAUUAGAUCGUGAAAUGUUGAGCAGUUUCAAGCUUACCGUUUCUGCAUCAGAUCAAGGAAAUCCAACUCUUUCUUCGAGAAAAGUUAUUCCUGUGAAGAUCUUGGACGUCAACGAUAAUUCUCCCAAGUUUACACUUACUACGUAUGUGGGAAGUAUUGCAGAGGACGCUGCCAACCAAUCACGUGUUGUCCAGGUGAAAGCAAAUGAUGCAGACGAUGGCAUGAACGGUCAAAUCAAAUACGCUAUAUCUUCUGGGAUAAAAAAGGAACAUUUUGCCAUCGAUAGUGACUCUGGUUUGAUAACAUCUGCAAGUAAAUUGGAUUAUGAAACGAAAAAAUCAUACAACCUUACUGUCACAGCAACAGACCAAGGAACUCCAUCAAGAUUUACGACAUGUUUUGUCAAUAUUGAAGUCAUAAACACCAAUGACAACGCACCAACCUUCGUCCCAGGCUCUCCAGUGGCAUACGUCAACGAAGGUGUUUCCAUCGGAACUGAAGUGGUAAAGUUCAACGCGACUGACAAAGAUGGCAAUCGCCUAGCAUUUUCUAUCACACUAGGCAACAUCGCGGGCGCAUUUUUAAUCAAUAACGAUACGGGACUUCUUACAACACAUUUAAAAUUAGACAGAGAGAAGAUUGACCGUUACAACCUAACGGUUACCGUUACCGAAUCUUCUUCUGUACAAGGCUCGGCCCAGUCAAGCUCUCAAAAUCUCAGCGUUAUCAUUACUGAUACAAAUGAUAAUCCUCCCGUGUUUCAACCUUCACAUUAUUCAAGAAAUAUCACAGAGAAUUCACCAAAAGGAGUCUUAUUAACCGUUAAAGCAACAGACAAAGAUCUUGGAGAUAACGCUAAAAUCAUAUUCACUUUGGACUCCAUCUCACAACAGUGGUUCAGCGUCGAUUCUAGCACAGGAAAAAUUUCAAGUAUUGUUUCCUUAGAUCACGAAGAUCGAGCAACUCACGCGGUCACAGUGACCGCAAGGGAUUCCGGUACACCCGCUUUGCAGGCUACAACGUUGGUAAAAGUGACGGUUAAUGACAUGAAUGAUAAUCGUCCGCGAUUUGCAAAAGACUACUCCACGGCACUCUUAGAAAACACAGCUAUCAACAGCACCGUUUUACAUGUCCACGCUUUUGAUCCCGACUCCGGUAUAAAUGGGAAGAUUUUUUAUAAGAUUGCAUCUGGUAAUGAUUUGGGAUACUUUAAAAUUGAUAAAAGUAGCGGGAUCAUUGCGGUUGCCAAGUUACCUGAUAGAGAACAAUAUUCUAUGUUUACACUAAACGUCAGCGCAGGUAAUCAACCCAAAUAUGCUCUCUCUACACCACCUUCAAGAUCAAAUUGCAUGGUGAGCAUUGUAAUAUUAGAUGCAAACGAUAAUGUGCCCACUAUCACAAACAACGUUUCUGACGCUCAAAUCGAGGAAAACUCCGAAAAAGAGAAGUUUGUACUUCGUGUUGUUGGUAAUGAUAAUGAUAUCGGUGUCAAUGGAGAGAUCCGAUACGAUAUUGUCGCCGGAAAUAUUAAAAAUGCGUUUAAAAUUGAUCGUUAUACUGGCGUCAUUACCACGCGUUUUUCACUAGAUCGUGAGAUCAUCGCUAGGUACGUUUUGUCUGUGAGAGUAAUGGAUAAAGGUAACCCAAGACUUUCGUCUACUAAAGACUUCGUUGUGAACGUCUCGGAUGUGGAUGAUAAUGCUCCGGUGUUUAAAGAGGAUGUUUACUAUGAUAAAGCUUGUCGAGACUACAUCAGUACUGAGUCUGCAAGUGUGAACACGUCAAUACAGCAUCUUCAAGCGACAGACAAGGAUUAUGGAAUAAAUUCCGAGAUAAGCUAUUCAAUCGUGUCGGGAAAUGAAAAGCGUCACUUAAGAAUCGAUCCAAAGUCUGGCGAGAUAUUCACGCAAUCUCAAUUGGAUUACGAAACAUUAAAUACGUACAAUCUAACCGUGGAGGCCCGGGAUACAAAACACGUGACGAGUGUUAGCAUCGUGGUUCGUGUCAUAAAUGUUAACGACAACAGACCAGUAUUCAACCCAGCAUCGUACUCAAUAAACAUUCCUGAAAAUUAUACCGUGGAUAAAACAAUAUUUGGUGUUUCAGCAACGGACAAGGACUCAUUUGGGGGUCUCACAUACAGCUUAGAUAAUCAUCACGACAUAUUUACAAUAGAUCCGUCAAACGGACACAUUAGUGCAAUAUCCAAGCUUGACCGCGAGACUGUUGAUUAUUAUAAUAUCACAAUUCGAGCCACUGAUGGUGGAACUCCAUCGCUGACCGACACUGCUGUUGUAGAGCUUCGGAUAACGGAUGUCAACGAUAACUCGCCGAUUCUUAAUGCAACUCAAAAUAAAGUAUAUAUUGCUGAGAAUUCAGAGGUUGGAUCUGUGUUGUUGAUAAUUACAGCGACUGAUAAAGAUAUUGGUGUGAACGCUGAACUACGUUACAGUAUCGAAAACGGUAAUGAAGCGGGUAAAUUUCAAAUGGAUGCAUUGACUGGUGUCCUCAGCGUCAAAGGUGAUAUUGAUAGAGAAAAAGUUGACCAGUUCAGUUUGAAAAUAAUGGUACGUGAUCUUGGCACUCCUUCCCAGGCCUCCACUCCAUUGAUGAUCUCCGUGAAAGUACUGGAUGUCAACGAUAACCGACCGUUAUUUGUCAAGAACACAUAUGAGCAAAAUAUUACCGAAAAUUUGUCUUCGGGAGUUUUCGUGCAGCAAGUUGAGGCAGUUGAUGCCGAUCUUGGAUUGAAUAGUCGUGUUACCUAUGCAAUAGUGAGUGGUGCGCAAGGAUACUUUGCUAUAAAUAAUGAAUCUGGCAUCAUUGAGACCAGCGGUCCAUUGGAUCGUGAACAUAUUGCCAAGUUCGUUAUCGUGAUUGAAGCUAAAGAUUGCGGAAAUCCUAGCCUUAAUUCUACUAUAUCAUUGCUGGUGAACGUGUUAGACGCCAAUGAUAACUCCCCGCAACUUGAAACCAUUGUGGCGAAUGUAACCGAAGAGAAACCGAAAGGGAGCAAACCUCCAUUAUCAACUAUGGCAGAUUUUAUUAUCAAAGUGAUCGAUAUCGAUGACAAUUGUCCUGUAUUUAACCCUAAAGAAUAUAAUGUCACCAUUCCGGAGAACCUACCAGACCGUACUUACAUUCUGCAAGUGUUUGCUACAGACCUCGACACAGUGGGAAGAAGAUUGAAGUACACAAUCCGUAGUGGAAACAUUCAAACGACGUUCAGAAUGAAUGCAAGUGAUGGUGUUCUUCAAUCCAGUCACAAUGUCGACCGCGAAAUUGCCGCCGAGUACAAUCUUGUCGUACAAGCUGGAAAAGAUUUUUGUGGUGUUAAAGCCUCUGAGGAUUUAGCCGAAAGCGACUAUUUUGAAUAUUCAAAGUCCAUCGCUAAAGUGAAUAUCAUUCUCACUGAUCUCAACGAUAACGCUCCAAUUUUCCAUCAAAGUUUUUAUCAAUACGAAUUGGAGGACGUCAGUGCUUCCACUUUGUUAAAUGUGACAGCAAGUGAUCCAGACGAAGGAAUCAAUGCUGACUUUGAUUUUGGAUAUGGAGGUGUUACGAGGAAUGGCUCAAGUCGAACAUUAACUGUGACAGCAACUGAUAAAGGAACUCCACCAAUGACAUCAAGUGCAGCAGUAAAAAUCAUCGGACGUGAGUGUGAGGCGAUGCAAUUUUCCGUGUCGCCGCGUGGCCUCGUUACUGCCAAAACAUUGUGUUAUUUUGAUCAGAUCGUGGUGCCCAAAAAAGCUAUUGUCGGUGAAUCAGCUGUUUUCAAUUGCACUGCGAAAGGUAACUCGGUUCCAGAGUAUCGAUGGUAUAGGCAAGGUGUUCCUAUUACUGAUUGGUCAAAGAGUGGCGAAUAUAGGAUAAAAUUUUUGACGAUAAAUGACGACGGUGAAUAUUCGUGUGUUGCGUCAAGCGAAGCGGGUAAUCUUAUAUCAACUUCGCAACGGUUUGUCGUACGAGAGCCAGCAAGGAUCGAUGUUCAUCCUAUAGAUGUUUGGGUGGAAGAUGGUAAGCGGGCAAAGAUGAGUUGCCAUGCUGUAGGACAUCCACCAAUUUACUACAAAUGGUACAAGAAGGGUAAUCUCAUCUUGAGUUCAUCUGACGUCAUUGCCGAUAACGCUGAUCUCAUAUUUGGUAAAGUCACCCCACAGGAUGCGGAUUCGUAUCGUUGUGAAGUAUCAAACCAAGAUACAAAGCCUGAGAUGUCAAAGCCCGCACGUAUUUAUGUAUUCACGCCAGAUACUGUCGUAGAAAUGGAUUUGACUGUCGACAAGCCUUAUGGGAAAGGCAAAGAUUCAUGUCAAUAUUUCAAUAUGUCAACAGUAGAGGAAACAGUUGAAAAAAUGAUUGUAGGAAAAUGGCUGUCGUUGAGUUUGAUAGAUCCCCACAGUUAUGUAAUCUAACGGUGUGCUCAUCCGAUCCUUGCUCGAACAACGGCCGAUGUGAAGUACAGGGAUCAACGUUUGUAUGUCACUGUCCGCGCGAGUGGACAGGGAGACGGUGCGAGAUUGAUGUAGAUGAAUGUAGAAUAGGUCAGUACCGAAGGUCUCUGUUUUCUUUUUUGUGUAUUUCUUGUUUAUUAAAUUUUGUGCGGGUCUCACAGCCACGUGCACAAAUAAUGGACGGUGUGU